GUCACCUCUCCAGAAAACCGUCCGCUCUUGUUGCUCCUUCCAACUUCAUCUCUUCCUUCCUUUCUACUUCUCCACCGGUUCCAGAUCAAACAAUGCGCGGGACUUCCUUUUCUGCGUCUUCUCCGAAAGCCAACCUCUAAGGAGUACCCGGGAGCGGGGUUCAGUGGCGGUUCGUACGUGUCGAUCAUCCUCAUUUUGUUGACGAGCAGCGGCGGGGUGGAUCGAUCGCCAUGUUCGAGGCUCACGUCCUCCAUUUGCUCCGGAGUUAUUUGGGGGAGUAUGUUCAUGGACUAUCAUCAGAGGCUUUACGAAUCAGUGUUUGGAAGGGGGAUGUGGUCCUCAAGGACUUGAAACUGAAGGCUGAGGCGCUAAACUCACUCAAACUUCCUGUUACUGUGAAAGCUGGUUUUGUUGGUACCAUAACAUUAAAGGUUCCCUGGAAAAGUUUAGGCAAAGAACCUGUUAUUGUUCUCAUUGAUCAAGUCUUUAUUCUUGCUCAUCCAGCAUCCGAUGACCGAACUCUUAAGGAGGAGGACAGGAUAAAACUCUUUGAAGCAAAACUUCAACAGAUUGAGGAUGCAGAAUCAGCCAUUCUUGAAGGAAUAUCCAAGUCAAAGCAGGGAAGUCCUCUUCCUGGAGACUCAUGGCUAGGUUCCCUUAUGUCGACUGUUAUGGGAAAUCUUAAGAUUUCAAUCAGCAAUGUACAUGUCAGAUAUGAGGACUCGUCAAGCAAUCCUGGGCAUCCGUUUUCGUGUGGGGUCACAUUGGCCAAGCUUGCCGCUGUCACAACAGAUGACGAGGGAAAUGAAACAUUUGAUGCAAGCGGUGCUUUGGAUAAAUUGAGCAAGUCCUUGCAUCUUGCGAGGCUUGCUAUGUAUCAUAAUUCUGAGAGUCUUCCCUGGAAGAUCAACAAGCCAUGGGAGAGUCUUACUCCAAAAGAGUGGGUAGAGAUAUUUGAAGAUGGUAUAAACGAACCAGCAGCCUGUAGAGGACCAGACUCAAAAUGGGCUAUUGGCCGGAACUACUUGGUUUCACCUAUUAAUGGCGUCCUUAAGUAUCAUCGUCUUGGGAAGUCAGAAAGAACUGAUCCAGAGGUUCCAUUUGAGAAGGCUUCUCUUGUACUGACAGAUGUCUCCUUAACAAUGAUGGAGCUACAAUAUCAUGACUGGAUAAAACUUUUGGAGGUUGUUUCGAGAUACAAGAUAUACGUUGAAAUUUCUCAUCUGAGACCUGUUGUGCCUGUAUCACAAGAUCCUUGUCUUUGGUGGCGCUAUGCUGCUCAAGCUAAUCUGCAGCUGAAGAAAAUGUGCUAUCGACUGUCAUGGGACCGAAUCCGACAUCUCUGUCAGUGUCGUAAUCGUUAUGUACAGCUGUAUGCUGGUUCGCUGCAAAAAUCUUCUGAUACCCAAAUGACAGAACUAAGAGAAAUUGAGAAAGAUCUUGAUCCCAAAGUUAUUCUCUUAUGGAGGUUACUUGCACAUGCCAAGGUUGAGACUGCAAAAACGAAGGAAGCUGCUGAACAAAGGAGGAACAGAAAGACGAGUUGGCUCUCACUUGGCUGGCACGAAGAUGCUGCAACUGAGCUAGAUGUAUCCGAGGGAGCACCAUUUGGGGAAGAAAGUCUCACAAAAGAAGAAUGGCAAGCUAUUAACAAUCUGCUCAGUUUCCAGCCAGAUGAGGAGUUGAAACCACCCUUGGGCAGACACAUGCAGAAUAUGAUAAAGUAUUUGCUAACUGUAUCUGUUGAGCAGGCUGCUGCCAGGAUCAUUGAUAUGAAUGGGAUUGAGAUUGUGUGCGGAAGAUUUGAGCGUUUGCGGGUUUCAACAAAACUCAGAAACCGGAGUAUGCACUGUGAUGUAUUACUUAAAUUUUAUGGUGUAUCUGCACCAGAAGGUUCAUUGGCGCAGAGUGUUUCCAGUGAGCAGAAGGAGAAUGCAUUAUCUGCCUGUUUUGUACAUACACCAGUAGGGGAGAAUAUUGACUGGAGGUUAUCAUCAACCAUAUCCCCUUGUCAUGUCACAGUUUUAAUGGAAAGCCUUGAUCGUGUUUUUGAAUUUAUGAAGAGGAGUAAUGCCGUCAGCCCUACAGUAGCCCUAGAAACGGCAAAUGCUCUGCAGAUGAAAAUUGAGAAAGUAACUCGUAGGGCGCAGGAGCAAGUCCAAACUGCACUGGAAGAACAAUGCAGGUUUGCCUUUGAUAUUGAUUUGGAUGCUCCGAUAGUUAGAGUACCUGUAAAGGCAGUUGGGUCUUCCACAUGUGAUACGUACUUUCUUCUGGACUUUGGUCAUUUCACAUUGCACACCAUGGAAAACCAGUCCGAUGAAAACAAGCAGAGCCUAUAUUCUCGCUUUCACAUAUCUGGAAGAGAUAUUGCUGCUUUUUUCACUGAUUCUGAGGAGGGUGAUUUCUAUUCAAUGAUUGAUAGGUGCGGGAUGGUUGUGAUUGUUGAUCAGAUCAAAGUGGCGCAUCCACAUUACCCAUCAUCACGGAUCUCUGUUCAAGUUCCGAAUCUUAGCAUUCACUUUUCUCCAGCAAGAUAUCAUAGACUCAUGGAGUUGUUGAACAUAGUAUCUAAUACAGUGGAGAGCUGUGAGCAAUCUACUGUCAACAACGUUCAGCAAAUUUCUGCUCGGAAUUCUGCUGACAUUUCUGCCUAUGCCCGAAUCCUGGUUUGGAAGGGGAUCGGCAAUUCUGUUGCCACGUGGCAGCAAUGUUUUCUUGUGUUGUCUGGAUUAUAUCUUUAUGUCAUGGAAUCUCCUGAUUCCCGAAGCCACCAGCGAUACUUGAGCAUGGCUGGAAGGCAGGUAAAUGAGGUACCAUCGUCAAGUGUUGGUGGUUCACCAUUUUGCAUUGCUGUGAGCUUGAGGGGAAUGGACAUCCAGCAGGCACUGGAAUCUUCUAGUACAUCGAUUUUGGCAUUUUCGGAUGAGGAUGAGAAAGCUACUUGGUUAAAAGGACUCACACAAACUAUAUACCAAGCUUCUGCUCCUCCAUUACUCAGUCUACUUGGAGAAGCAGGAGAUACUGGGGCUGAAUUAAGUGAGCCUCAUACACCAAAUACACGAGCCACCAAUCUUGUUGUCAAUGGGGUACUGUUGGAGACAAAAAUCUGUAUAUACGGAAAGCCAGGAGAUGAAGUCGACAAAAAAGCUGAAGAAACGUUGAUUGCCGAGGUUCUUGCAAGUGGGGGAAAGCUGUACCUGAUUCAUUCAUUAGGUGACUUGACGGUCAAAAUGAAGCUUCACUCGUUGAAAAUUACAGACAAGCUUCAAGGUUAUCCAUCUAUAAAUCCACAGUACUUACUUUGUUCUGUGGUUAAGAAUGAUAAGCCGAUUGCAUCCCCUCGCACUCCUGUGCCUCAGGGGAGUGACAUGUCUGUAGAUGGAUAUGAUGACAAUGAUACUUUCGCGGAUGCUUUGCCAGACUUUUUAAAUCUAUCUGAUUCCAUCUAUUCACCAAGAUUGGAUAUGUCUCACCCUGUAGCUGUCUCUGAUGUCUGUGGCCCUUCUGAUUUUGACUCUGCCGAAGAAAAUGCGCUGCAAAGGAAGUGCAUCUCAUCUGAAAUAUUUUAUGAGGCACUGGCUGAUGAUCACGUAGACUUUGUUUCUGUUGUCUUUUCCACAAGGAGUUCAGCUUCUCCUGAUUACGACGGAAUCGAUACCCAGAUGAGUAUCCGUAUGUCCAAGCUAGAGUUCUUCUGCAACAGACCAACUCUUGUUGCCUUAAUUGGUUUUGGCAGUGAUCUGAGUGAUGGGGGUUCUGUGGUGAGUAGUGAGGAUGUGGUGGAGAGUGUAGAUGACAAGUCAAAGAGUAAAGGAAAAACUGAAGAUACUGGGCAUGUUAAAGGGCUCCUAGGUUAUGGUAAAAGUCGUGUUGUAUUUGAUCUAAACAUGAACAUUGACAAUGUUACUGUAAUUCUCAACAAGGAGGACGGCUCUCAGCUUGCAAUGCUAAUUCAAGAGAGUUUCCUAUUCAAUCUCAAGCUCCACCCAAGUUCUCUCUCUAUUGAAGGCACAUUAGGAAAUUUUAAGCUUUGUGAUAUGUCUCUUGGAACGGAUCACUGUUGGAGUUGGCUUUGUGAUAUCCGUAAUCCAGGAAUUGAAUCUAUCAUCAAGUUCAAAUUUAACUCUUAUAGUGCUGAGGAUGAUGAUUAUGAAGGAUAUGAUUAUAGCUUGAGUGGUCGACUUUCUGCUGUGCGCAUAGUUUUCCUGUACAGGUUUGUCCGUGAGAUAACUGCCUACUUCGCACAACUUGCCACUCCUCGGACAGAAGAAGCAAUUAAACUUGAGGAUAAAGUUGGAGGCUUUGAGUGGCUAAUUCAGAAAUAUGAGAUUGAUGGGGCUACUGCAUUAAAGCUAGACCUCUCACUUGACACUCCUAUUAUUAUUGUUCCCAGAAAUACAACAAGCAAAGAUUUCAUUGAACUUGACCUGGGCCAGUUGAAGGUGUCAAAUGAACUCAGCUGGCAUGGUUGUCCUGAGAAAGAUCCAUCAGCUGUUCACAUGGACGUCCUUCAUGCCGAGAUUCUGGGCAUCAACAUGUCUAUAGGGAUUGAUGGUUGUUUAGGCAAACCUAUGGUACGGGAAGGCCAAGGGCUGGACAUUUAUGUCAGGCGCAGCUUGCGGGAUGUGUUCAGAAAAGUGCCAACCUUUGCGCUUGAAGUUAGGGUGGGGUUUCUGCACUGCGUCAUGUCAGAUAAGGAAUAUAAAGUGAUUUUGGAUUGCAUAUCCAUCAAUUUGAAUGAAGAACCAUCUCUUCCUCCAGUCUUUCGUGUUAGCAAAUCUGAUAAAAAAGAUCCAAUGCAGCUGUUGGUGGAUAAGGUCAACAUGAAUAGUCAAAUGCUACUUGCGCACAGCGUUAGCAUAAUGGCUGUGGAAAUAAAUUAUGCUCUACUGGAGCUGUGUAAUGGUGUUCAUGAAUCACCUUUGGCUCAUCUUGUCCUUGAAGGCCUUUGGGUAUCAUACAAGACUACUUCAUUGUCGGAAACAGAUCUAUAUGUUACUAUCCCCAAAUUUUCUAUUGUAGACAUUCGUCCUGGGACAAAACCUGAAAUGCGCUUGAUGCUUGGAUCUUCAGCUGAUGCUAAUAAACAAGCUUCUAGUGGAAGUCUGCCACAUCCCCUAAACAAGGGCAGUUUUCGCAGGGUCAAUUCUGCUGCUAUCCUUGAGGCGGAUAUAAUAAAUUCAACCAUGUUCUUGCUGGAUUAUAGAUGGCGACCUUCUUCUCAGUCAUACAUGAUCCGCAUUCAACAACCCCGUAUCCUUGUUGUACCUGAUUUCCUUCUAGCCGUGGGUGAAUUUUUUGUGCCAUCACUUGGCCAAAUAACUGGACGGGAAGAGUCAUUGGACCCAAAGAAGGAUACCAUUUACAAAAGCAAUUGCAUAGUGCUGCGUAACCCUGUUUACAAGCAAAGUGACGAUGUGGUGCAUUUGUCUGCUAAUAGACGUCUAGUAGCCGAUUCGAAGGGAGUUGAUGAAUAUACUUAUGAUGGCUGUGGUAAUACUAUAAUAUUAAGCGAUCAGAGCUGUCUGAAAGAAGCAGAUAAUUUUUCUUUUCAACCAAUCAUUAUUAUUGGACGUGGUAAAAGGUUGCGUUUUGUUAAUAUAAAAAUUGAGAAUGGUUUCCUUUUGUCGAAAUACACACACCUGAGUAAUGAUAGCAGCUACUCGAUCUCCAUUGAAGACGGUGUGGAUAUUUCGUUGUUAGAGAACCCUUCUCCUGAAGAGAGGCUUCUGGAUUAUAUGCAUGAAAGAUCUGGCAAAUCAAACACUUUCAACUCCCAAAUUAACUCUGAUGUUCUACCAAGCGUUUCUUUUGAAGCUCAGGUUGUCUCUCCUGAGCUUAGAUUCUACGACAACACAAAAUCGUCACUUGAUGAUUCUUCUUAUGGUGAAAAGCUUCUACGUGCAAAAAUGGAUUUGAGCUUCAUGUAUGCAUCGAAAGAAAAUGAUACGUGGAUUCGUGCAGCAGUAAAGGAUCUUUCGGUGGAGGCUGGAUCUGGGCUGAUGAUUCUGGAUCCAGUGGAUAUUUCAGGAGGAUAUACUUCUAUUAAGGAUAAAACAGAUACCUCUUUGAUAUCAACGGAUGUAUGCUUCCACCUUUCUUUGAGUACCAUUUCCCUUUUGCUUAACCUGCAGAGUCAAGCAACUGCAGCCUUGCAAUUUGGAAAUGCAAUUCCUCUUGCUCCUUGUACCAACUUUGAUCGAAUCUGGGUCUCUCCUAAAGAAAAUGGCUCUCGUAACAAGCUAACCUUUUGGAGGCCUCGAGCUCCAGCGAAUUAUGUUAUACUUGGAGAUUGUGUGACUUCAAGGCCAAUUCCCCCCUCAGUUGCAGUGAUGGCUGUGAAUAACUCAUAUGGACGUGUGCGGAAGCCAAUUGGAUUUAAUCUCAUUGCCUUGUUAUCUGAAAUUCAAGUAUUUGAAUGUGCAGGCGGUUCGGAGUUAGAUUCUGAUUGUUCUAUAUGGAUGCCUAUUGCGCCACCAGGCUACGCAGCUUUGGGUUGUGUAGCACAUGUAGGAAGGCAACCGCCACCUAAUCACGUUGUUUAUUGCUUGCGCUCCGACCUUGUAUCAUCUACAACAUAUGCAGAAUGCUUACUUUGUGCUCGCCCACAGCCUAGUUCUUCGUCAGGGUUCAGCAUUUGGCGUAUGGACAAUGUGAUUGCUUCCUUUUAUGCUCAUCUUUCAAGUGAAUACCCUCCCAGAGAUAGCAGUUGUGACCUCAGUCAUCUUCUUCUAUGGAACCACGUAAAUCAUUCUUCACCAAAAGACACUAGACUGGAUACAAAUGGCGACGACUCUGUGGAAUUAAAGAAACGUGAAAAUGUUGGUGAAAAUUCAUCCAGGUGGGAUGUUAUCAGAUCAGUAUCAAAAGCAACAAAUUGCUAUGUGUCAACACCUAACUUUGAGAGGAUAUGGUGGGACAGAGGUAGUGAUGUCCGACGACCAGUCUCUAUAUGGCGACCUAUUGCUCGUCCUGGUUAUGCUGUUCUAGGGGAUUGCAUUGCUGAAGGGUUGGACAUUUUUAUAUGCACUUUUUCAUACCUGUGCUUGGAAGCACCUGCUCUGGGCAUAAUUUUUAAGGCUGAUAGUACUGAGUUUGCUUCAAAACCUGUGCAAUUCACUAAAGUUUCUCAUAUAAUGGGGAAAGGGAUAGAUGAAGUCUUCUUCUGGUACCCAAUUGCACCUCCUGGUUAUGCUGCACUUGGAUGCAUUGUCACGCGUGUUGAUGAACCUCCAUCUGCAAAUUCAUUUUGCUGUCCAAGGAUGGAUCUUGUGAACCAAGCAAAUAUUAUUGAAGUGCCUGUUUCGAGAUCUUCAAACUCAAAGGCUUCUCAGUGCUGGACCAUUUGGAGAGUGGAAAAUCAGGCCUGCACUUUUCUUGCUCGUUCCGACCUUAAAAAGCCCUCAAGCAAAUUGGCGUUCUCAAUUGGUGAUUCUACAAAGCCAAAGUCAAGGGAGAAUGUGACGGCUGAAAUGAAGAUAAAAUGUUUCUCUGUCACUGUUUUGGACAGUUUAUGUGGAAUGAUGACACCUCUUUUUGAUUUCACAAUCACCAAUAUUAAGCUGGCAACCCACGGUCGUAUGGAGUCAAUGAAUGCUGUACUAAUUUCAUCCAUUGCUGCAUCAACCUUUAACACUCAAUUUGAAGCAUGGGAGCCACUCGUGGAACCAUUUGAUGGGAUAUUCAAGUUUGAAACCUAUGAUACAAAUGUCCACCCGCCAUCACAAUUUGCGAAGAGAGUACGAAUUGCUGCUACUAGUAUCCUGAAUAUGAAUAUCAGCGCAGCAAAUCUGGAGACUUUUGUGGGGACCCUUUUUUCUUGGAGAAAGCAGUUGGAAAUUGACAAGAAAGCAACUAAACUAAACGAGGAUUCUGGAAGUCGGCAUAAGCCAGGAGAAGAAGCCGCUUUGUCUGCUCUGGAUGAGGAUGAUUUCCAGACAGUUGUAGUUGAAAAUAAACUCGGUUGUGAUUUGUAUCUGAAAAGAGUUGAAGACAAUGUUGACGUUGUUGACCAGUUACACCCUAAUGAUAGCUUUUCUGUGUGGGUUCCACCAUCAAGAUUUUCUGAUAGGUUAAAGGCUGCAGAUGGAUCUAGGGGAGCGCGUUGUUAUGUUGCUGUGCAUAUUUUUGAAGUCAAGGAUCUGCCCAUUCUUGAUGACGGUAACAGCCACAACAUGUUUUGUGCUCUACGCCUUCUUGUUGAUAGUCAGGCAACGGAUCAACAGAAGUUUUUUCCUCAGAGUGCAAGGACUAAAUGUGUGAAACCCUUGCUUGACGAACUUGCUAUCGGCACUGCUAAAUGGAAUGAAUUGUUCAUAUUUGAAAUUCCUCGGAAGGGACAUGCUAGGUUAGAAGUGGAGGUGACAAACCUUGCUGCCAAAGCUGGAAAGGGUGAAGUUGUUGGUGCACUUUCACUGCCCAUUGGACAUGGAGCAGCUCUGUUGAAGAAGGUUGCUUCAGUUAGGAUGCUGCAUCAACCGCACAACAUUCAGAAUAUUGUUUCACGUCCUCUGAGAAGGAAGCAUGACAAGGAUGAUGACAUGCAAGAUUCUGGAUACCUGUCAGUGUCAACUACAUAUUUUGAGAAAAGUUUGCUGACUAAUACGCAGAGAGGGAAAGAAACCGGGGAUUCUACCAAUAGAGAUACAGGUUUCUGGGUUGGACUUAACUCCAGUGGUUCAUGGGAGAGCAUUCGUUCCUUGCUACCUUUGUCAGUAGUUCCGAAGUCACUGCAGAAAGACUUUAUUGCCAUGGAAGUUACCAUGAAAAAUGGAAAGAAGCAUGCAAUUUUUAGGGCCCUUGUAACAGUGGUUAAUGAUUCAGACAUUAAGUUGGAUAUAUCAGUGCGCCCUAUGUGUAUGGUUGAUGGUAAUAAUCCCCUUUCCGGUUCCCAGAAUUCUACUGCUUUCAUAGAAGAGGUUUUUGAAAAUCAAUGUUUUCAUCCAACUUAUGGUUGGGGAAGCCAGUGUCAGAGUUCUCAAAGCUCUGAUCCUGGUCGAUGGAGCACAAGGGACUUCUCCUCGUCUUCAAAGGACUUCUUUGAACCUCCUUUACCACCUGGAUGGCAAUGGGCUUCUAGUUGGAUUAUUGACAAAUCUGAGGUGGUUGAUGGUGAUGGCUGGGCAUAUGCACCUGACUUUCAUAGUUUUAAGUGGCCUCCAACUUCACACACAAACUCCUCUCUUGAUGCUGUCCGCAGAAGGCGAUGGGUUCGAAGACGUCAAGAAGUACAUACAAGAUUCAAUAAGGACAAUAGUGACUUCGUCAUAGAUCCUGGAUCCUCAGCUGUUUUGCCAUGGCACAGUACAUCGAAAGAUUCUGAUCACUGUUUACAAGUUCGGCCUUCUGCUGGUCAUUCUCAAUCUGCAUAUUCAUGGGGCCAAGAAGUGAGUGUUGGUUCUUCUGAUGGACUUUGCAAGGAUCAAACCCUGACUGAUAAAGCCGUGCUUGCUACGCAAUGCACAUUGAAGCAGGGGAGUAAAAUGCCUGUUGCUUUUAAAUUAAAUCAGCUUGAGAAGAAGGAUGUUCUAUGUUGUUGUUCUAGCACUGAAAACAAACAAUUUUGGCUCAGUGUAGGAGCUGAUGCUUCGGUUCUUACCACAGAGCUUAAUAAGCCUGUUUAUGACUGGACAAUAUCCAUCAACUCUCCGCUGAAGUUAGAAAAUCAGCUAUCUUGCUCAGCUGAAUUCACAAUUUGGGAAAAGGCUAAAGAAGGUGGUUAUACAGAGCAACAACAUGGUGCAAUUUCCUCAUGGGAGAGUGUUCAUAUCUAUUUUGCUGAUAUCCAUAAGCCAAUCUAUCUUACGUUGCUUGUUCACGGUGGUUGGGUUAUGGAGAAGCCUCUUAUCCUACUUCUGGAUCUUGCUUCAAGUGAUCGCUCUUCAUCAUUCUGGAUGGUCCACCACCAAAGUAAAAGGAGGCUACGUGUGAACAUUGAGCGAGACAUGGGAGGAAGCAUCACUGCUCCAAAAGCAAUUAAGAUCUUUGUUCCAUAUUGGAUUGUAAAUUCUUCAUCUCUGCCAUUAGCAUAUCGAGUUGUAGAAACAGAGGGUAUAGACAGCACAGAUUUGGAUUCACAGUCACUUUCUAGAGUAAAUUCCGUGAAACAUACCUCAAAAGCUACCACAAUGGAGAGGCGACCCUCUAGCAUGAAAAGAAAUGCUGACGUUGUUGAGGUAAUUGAGGAUACAAGCCCGGUACCAAGUAUGUUCUCACUGCAGGACCCUGCUGGUCGUAGUGGGGUAACAGUACUGUUCCCGUCGCAGAAAGAUGCAUUCCUAUCUGCACGAGUUGGGCUGGCUGUUGCUGUUCGACAUUCUGACUCCUACAGUCCUGGGAUAUCACUCCUUGAGCUGGAAAAGAAGGAAAGGGUUGACGUGAAAGCUUUUAGUUCGGAUGGAUCAUACUACAAGCUCUCAGCCCUGCUGAAGACCUCAGAGAGAACAAAGGUUGUUCACUUUCAGCCACACACCUUGUUUGUGAACAGGGUUGGUUCCAGUCUCGGUCUUCAGCAGUGUGAUUCUCACUUGGUGGAAUGGGUUCAUCCAACGGAUCCUCCAAAGCCUUUUAGAUGGCAGUCUUUUGCCAGAGUUGAGAUGUUGAAGCUGCGGGUUGAAGGAUACCAGUGGAGCAUGCCGUUUAGCGUUUACAAUGAAGGCACAAUACGUAUCUCCUUAAAAAGUGAUGUGGGAGAUAAUCAACUGCAGCUAAAGAUACAAGUACGAAAUGGUACAAAAACCUCGCGAUAUGAAGUUAUAUUCCGUCCAAACUCUUCAUCCAGCCCUUACAGGUCAGGUCAGCAGACAUUAACUUCCUUUUUAAACCCUUCCUUUUUCAUGAAAAAUAGAUCUCGUUGGGUUGAAAAUCGUUCCAUGUUCUUACCCAUUCGGUUUAGGCAAGUGGAUGGUGUUGGUGAUUCAUGGAAACUUAUCCUUCCCAAUACAUCCAGUUCCUUCUUUUGGGAAGAUCUUGGUAGAAAAAGGUUUUUGGAACUCUUCAUAGAUGGUUCUAACUCAUCGAAAUCAUUGAUGUUUGACAUUGAUGAGAUUUCUGAUCACCAGCCCAUCGAGGAAGAGGAUGGACCUUCUAGAGCCUUGCGUGUUACAGUACGCAAGGAAGACAAGGUUAAUGUUGUGAAGAUUAGCGAUUGGAUGCCAGAAAGUGAACCUACAGGUGCUGUAGGGGUAAGAGGACCUUCGUCAUUGUCACAGCUACCUGGGAAUGACUAUCAACGACAGCAGUUUCCAUCUAACUCGGACUCUGAAUUCCAUUUUAUCUUGGAGCUUGCGGAGCUUGGAAUCUCCAUCGUUGACCAUACACCUGAGGAGAUUUUAUACAUGUCAGUGAAAAAUCUGCUAUUGGCAUAUUCUACCGGUUUGGGGUCUGGGUUCAGUAGGUUCAAGCUAAGAAUACACGGAAUACAAGUGGACAACCAGCUGCCAUUAACUCCCAUGCCCGUUCUUUUUAGGCCACAGAAAGGUGGAGAUGAGGCAGAUUAUAUCUUGAAGUUUUCCAUGACAAUGCAAUCGAAUGGCUCGCUUGAUCUUUGUGUCUAUCCGUACAUUGGAUUCAGAGGACCUGAUAUUGCUGCCUUUUUUAUAAACAUUCACGAACCUAUCAUUUGGCGCCUCCAUGAGAUGAUGCAACAAGUCAACUUCAGUAGAUUAUAUGAGACACAAACAACUACUGUUUCUGUCGAUCCGAUCAUUGAAAUUGGCGUUCUCGACAUUUCUGAAAUUCGGUUUAAAGUAUCAAUGGCCAUGUCACCGAGUCAGCGACCAAGAGGAGUGCUUGGAUUCUGGUCAUCUUUGAUGACUUCUUUGGGCAACACUGAAAAUAUGCCUAUAAGAGUGAAUCAAAGAUUCCAUGAGAACGUGUGCAUGAGGCAGAGUACAAUGAUUAGCAUUGCCAUUACAAACGUUAAGAAGGAUAUUCUUGGGCAGCCUUUGCAACUUCUCUCUGGUGUUGAUAUACUGGGUAACGCAAGCAGUGCCCUUGGACUCAUGAGUAAAGGUGUUGCUGCUCUGUCAAUGGAUAACCAGUUCAUCCAGGGUCGUCAAAGACAGGAAAACAAAGGAGUGGAGGACCUUGGUGACGUCAUCGGAGAGGGAGGAGGAGGAGCUUUUGCGAAGGGGAUAUUCAGAGGGGUGACUGGUAUAUUGACAAAGCCACUAGAAGGUGCAAAAUCUUCCGGGGUAGAGGGAUUUGUCCAGGGUUUUGGAAAAGGAAUAAUUGGUGCUGCUGCUCAACCGGUUAGUGGGGUUCUGGAUCUUCUGUCGAAAACCACAGAAGGUGCCAAUGCAAUGAGGAUGAAGAUAACAUCUGCCAUAACAUCAGAAGAGCAGCUUCUUCGAAGGAGACUGCCUCGUGUUAUUGGCGGUGAUAAUUUGGUUCGACCAUACAAUGAGUACAAAGCCCAAGGCCAGGUUAUACUGCAACUGGCAGAGUCGGGUUCAUUUUUCGGCCAGGUUGAUCUAUUUAAAGUACGUGGGAAGUUUGCUUUAUCAGAUGCUUAUGAAGAUCAUUUCAUUCUCCCUAAAGGAAAGAUUGUCAUGGUCACACAUAGGAGGGUGAUGCUAUUGCAACAACCAUCAACCAUUAUCGGGCAGAGAAAGUUCAACCCGGCUGGGGAUCCAUGUUCAGUACUUUGGGAUGUGCUGUGGAGCGACUUGAUGACGAUGGAGCUGAAUCAUGGGAAGAAAGACCAACAAAAGUCCCCGCCUUCAAAGCUGCUCAUAUAUCUACAAAGUAGAUCGACAGAGUUGAGGGAACAAUUUCGUCAAAUUAAAUGCAGUCGUGAAACUGAUCAAGCUCUCGAGGUUUACUGUUCAGUUGAAAGAGCAAUGAACACAUAUGGACGGGAUACACUACGGGAAUUGCUGAAGAACAAAGUGAUGAAACCAUAUUCACCAAGUUUAGAAGGGGCCAAUACGGAAGCAACUGCGAAAGAAGGGGCUCCUGCCUGGCCGCCUCCACUGCCCCCUAGACAAGGAUCAAAUUUGACAUUCGGCAGCAGCUCUGGCUAAUUCCAGGAUUCAAUUUCCACCUGCAAGCUUUUUGAGGAAACAAUGUGGGAUGAACUGCUAUAAAAAAGGUAUGAAUUAAACUCGUUCGCCUGGGCUUACACCUGAUAAAAGAAUGGUUCUUCAGCCUGAACAUUCGUCGAGGCUCGGUUAAUUUCCCACAUAUCAAACGCUGCCUUGCUUCAGUGGAGAAGUGAAAUGAGCAAUUCAGAUGGUUGUAUAAACUUCGCUUGAACUUAAGAUUGGGAGUCUGCUGUGUCUGACAUUUUAUCAUGCAGGUUUAUCCAUAAGGUCGUCAAUGAUGGUAUAAUGUAAAGGAUUGGUUGCCGCAAGGAAGAAAAUGUCAGAUUCAAUUUGCCUGCUGAAAAGGAGUUUUUUUUUGUAUAGUAGGUUUACACAAGAAUAUCAAAUGGGGAAUUUAUCAACUAUCAAGUAUAGAGACACAGGAGAGAGAUUGCAAAUUAGGUGUUCGGCUUCUAACACCGGCCCUGCCUGCUUUGUCUUCUGCACUUUCAGUUUUGUAGUCUUAAGUUCCCGUGACGAUCGAUUUAGGGUUGUUACAUUGAACAAUAGAAAUAGUCAGAGGACAUCACACCUCUCUUUUUUUCUUCUUUUUUUUUUCUAGGACCCUCUUCGUUGAACAAAAGUCACAAAUUCAUGAAAAAUUAUUUGUUGUUUCGUUGGGGUUCGUGAAAUUUGUACUAAUUUAUUGUGAUUAUUAAAUCACAUGGCAUUGAUAAAUGUGAAUGAUUUCAGUAAGUAG
Linum tenue is the source of this 13788-nucleotide messenger RNA. Lineage: Eukaryota; Viridiplantae; Streptophyta; Magnoliopsida; Malpighiales; Linaceae. The record is from the annotation of a GenBank genome assembly.